Messenger RNA from Effrenium voratum, 1665 nucleotides. NCBI's taxonomy places the organism in Eukaryota, Dinophyceae, Suessiales, Symbiodiniaceae. The record is from the annotation of a GenBank genome assembly.
AUGUUUUCCGCCUUGUGCCUGGCACUGGCUCGCCCUCUCCUAGCCGAGGUGCGGCUUCCGCCGGUCGGCGCGGAGCUCCGGGAGGCGCCUGUGCUUCGCUCGGAAGCCGGAGUGGCGAAUGUCUCCUUGAGGCUGCGACCAGCCAAUGUCGUUGGCUCUGACAUGAGCUUUUCCACCCGCCUCUACAACGAGAUGAUCCCCGGGCCCACCAUCAUAGUGCAGCCCGGGGACCGGCUGUUGGUCAACGUCAUCAACGACCUGGAGGUCCCAGCGGGCAAGGCUGCCAACAACAGCUACCAGCUGCCCAACACCACCAACCUCCAUGUCCACGGUCUUCACGUCUCGCCCAGUGCGCCGGCAGACGAAGUCUUCUUCACCGUCGUUGGCCCAAAGCAGUCGAACGUGUACGACUACCAGAUCCCGGCGGACCAUUCUCCGGGCACCUACUGGGCGCAUCCGCACCACCACGGAUCUACGGUGAUGCAGAGCGGUGCCGGCGCCGCAUCGCCUCUGCUGGUGGCAGACCCCCCAGGCUUUCUGUCAGAGCAGCUGGCGUCCAUGCCGGACCACGUGCUGAUGCUGCAGAACAUCCCCCUUCCUUUGCUGGACACGGCGGCGAAGGCUUCGGAGGACCAGCUCUUCCAUGCCUCUUCAACCACAGACCUGUGGCUGGUGAACGGCGGGCAGCAGCCCACCCUGACGGUGAAGCCCAACAAGUGGCACCGGCUGCGCCUGGUGAUGGCUGGCGUGGCCAACUGGCUGUACCUGAGCUUCGGCCGCUGCGAGGUGGCCCUGUUGGCCAAGGACGGCAUCUACAUCGAGGACUUCCCCCGCUGGAUCCAGCGGGUGUCCCUGCCGCCGGGGGGCCGUGCCGAGGUGGUGGCCCGGUGCCCGAAAAGCAACGAGGACGAGGACUCCAGGGAGCAGGUGCUGUCCAGCGCCGCUCCUAGCGCGGGCGUGCGGAGCUACGUGGGGCCCCUCUUCAGCUUCCGCGUCGCCGGGGUCACCGAAAACGGCCGGGACCUGGAGCCCUGGAAGCCUCGCACCAGGCCUAGCUACCUGCAAGACUUGCGGGGUGAGCUGACGCAGCCAGACUGCUCCUGCAAGACUGCCAUGGGCUUGGGCGCCGGGACGCGCUCCAUCGACGGCCACAUCUUCCAGGGUGCCAAGGCCUACCUGCACCAGUGGCCCCGGGACGCCGUGGCUGAGCGGCACCUGUCCGGGCUGAACAAGCACAGUUUCCAUCAGCACACCUGGCCAUUCCAGCUGCAGGAGACGCCUGCUGGCAAUGAUCCAUUUUUCAAGGCUGGCGACUGGCACGACACCUACCAGAAUGUGCUGGAUGCGGAGGCGCGGGUGCGCUUCAGCACGGUGGACUUCUCCGGCGCGGAGGUGGUGCACUGCCACGCUCUCGCGCACUCGGAUCAGGGCAUGAUCGGCGCGGAGGUUGUCGCAGGCCGAGGCCCGGCAGCCUGCCACUGCGAUCUGCUCGGCGAGGCCAAGGAGACCGACCUUCUCGCAGAUCAGACCAGCCUCAGCAUCCUGACGGCGGCGGGCCUGCUUUGCCUGUCCAUGGUGGUCCUCGCCGCGCUCAUCGCUGGACAGGUGGUGCGCCAGGCGCGGCGCCUGGAGGGCAGCUAUGCGGCUUUGGCUGAGGGCCCCUGA